GUCCAGCAAGGUCAGAGUUGCGCAAGGGUUGUAAUGGAGUGCGAGUUGAGGAGCGUGGCAAUCGCGAUGAGAUUGAGACAUAUUAUCUGCUGCCAGACAAAGCCUCAAGCAGUCCGGUGCGUGCUUCGACGUGUCCCAUCAUGGCCUGGGGCAAGAAAGCCGCAGCUCAGAAGAGCGCCGGCAAGGAGGAGAAGGCAAGGCCGGACACGAAGAAGGUUUUGGCCUGCAAAGAGUGGAGCCUCCCGCUCAAGGCCAUGCUCCGGGCAUAUCCGGACCAAGCCGGCUGCCUGCUCAAGGUCGGCGCCGGGAGUGUCAGAUCGGCGCUGGCGCCAAAAGCCUUGCGGGCCAAGCUCACCGCCGAAACAUCCGAGCUGGCUAACAGGCCGGCAAUGGGGCUGAACCUCGUGGCGGCGGCCGUUGAGGACUUCAUGGACGCCGCGCGCGCCGUGCAGAAAGGCGCCUCGGCGGACAAGGCCCAGAUUGCGGCGGCCGUAGACACGUUCUUUGACACCCUUGCGAGCGAAGACGACGGCCGCGAUGAGUUGGGCCGUGGCCUGGCCAAGCUGGCGGACGGGGCUUCUCGGCUCUUGGCCCUGGCGCUGGCGGCGGCGGAAGCUCGCGCGCUGUCCAGCGACCUGAAGCAUUGGGCGAAGCAGGUGCCCAGCUUGGAGAAGCAGGCGCCAAAGACCAAGCAGUGGGUCAACCGGUCCGGGGACCAGGGCCUCCUGGCCGAGGCCAUGGCGCAGGGCCUGGACUCCUUGCGCUUUGGGGCGGCCUCGGCCUCGCAGUCAAAGUCCAAAUCGCCUUCGGCCAGCGGCGCCAGCAGCAGCGAGAGCAAGCAGAAGAAGGUCAAGAGGGCGGUCAAGGAAAGCAAGCGGGCAAAGGACAAGAAGCGCAAGAGCAGCUCGCCGGCCAAGAAGCGCGACGAGGACAAGAAGAAAGGCUCGCAGAGGAAGCGGAGGGCCGCCUCGUCCUCGUCGCCGGCCAAGACCAAGCGCGGCAAACACAUGGAGGCCUUCGAAAACGAGGACUUAGCGGCGGCGCUGGCAGAGUGCGCUGCGGCUGAGGCUCUGACGGCUUGGCCCGAAGCCGACGCCGCGCUGGUGCUUGCAGAAGCCGAAGCCAUUAAGACCGAGCCGCUCACUGGAGAGAGCUUCGGCAAGAUCAAAGACCUCCUCAAACAAGUGCCGGAGCCAGUGCGCGUGCUGCGCGGCCUUGAGGCCGCUAAAACGGCGGCCGACGCU
Effrenium voratum is the source of this 1244-nucleotide messenger RNA. Lineage: Eukaryota; Dinophyceae; Suessiales; Symbiodiniaceae. The record is from the annotation of a GenBank genome assembly.